GCAUUUUUUUAAAAACUAUCAUUUUCAUAAACUUUCUCAUAUUCAGACAUCAUACUAACAUAAGUUUUGCACAUUUUAGUACAAUUAUUAUGCUUCUAUGCCCUUUUUCAAAAAUAUGCGGAUAUAAUUUAUUUAUUAAUUAAAUAUUCUUUUAAUAAUUAAAUUAAUAUUGCAUCUUUAACCCUUGUUUCUUAUCACGUCAUUACUUCGAAACCUUUGCUCACACUUAUGAGAAAUGUAACUAUAAAAAUAUUUACGAUCAUGGGUGAUGUCUUGGAUGAAAUUGAAAAGCUGUUUACCCAUUUUGACUCUGUGGAAUCAAACAAUAAGAUAAAUCCAUAUGAACUUUGCCAUAAUAUAAAAUAUCUGGAAGAUGAUGUACAAAAAUCAACUAACAAGCAGCCAGAAUCUCCUACCUCUGACAAAGACUUAGAGGACAUAGCAAAACUUUGUUCAAAGUUCGAUUCUAAGCUAAAUCUCAAGUCCAGCAAGAACGAGCUGAAAUAUUGGUUUGUUAUCAUGUCCCAUAGUUAUAAAUUGAAAGGAGCAGCCUUGAUUUCUAGACUACAAGAUUAUGCUCUAUCGGAGUCGAAAUUCACAAUUUUUGACCCAACCAUAUCAUACCUAUCUACUUUUGAAACUUCUAUCGUUAUCAAAGAAAUCGAAAAUUACAGUUGUGACAUGAACAUAAAUUAUCAGAUGUUUCUAAUUAUCUUACCCGACGACAAGUUAUCCAUGUUUAGCACUUUAAAAAAUACUACGUCUAACACACUAAUACUCUCUCAAAUAGUGUUGGAAUCAACAGUGAAUACUAAUUUCCCACUUCAUAAUAUAGUUCCCGCUCUCAUUAAUAAAUCUAGAAUUGAGGCAUAUAGUAAUUGUUUAUCGGAUCUAAAAAUUCUUUACCCGCGCCAACUUUUAAAUUUCUGUGAUGGCGAUUCCAAAUCGGGCGUUAUAACCACCCCUCAUACCCCAAAAUAUUUAUGUCGCAGUGGUACGGGUGAAGUUCGCGGAAAUCUACUUUUAAAAAAUUCUCCCGUUCGCCUAAACUACGAAAAAUCUUCUUUCCUCAAUUGGCCUACCUAUUAUGCCGGCGAUGAAGUUAAAUUUUCUAUCAAAUUCAACCGUGCCAAAACACAGUUUGCUGUAUACAAUAUCCAUUUUUCCGUUGAAAAUUUCAAGAACUCUAUAAGAUAUGAAGGUACCAUUCAAAAUUACAAACCUCGAAAACACGGUGGAAUUUUUACAGUUACCACACCUGGAAGAUAUUGCUACAAGCCUGUGGCUUUCAAGAUGAACGAAUUUAUUUUACCCGUGGAGGAAAAUGAUUUUUUUGUCGGUUCUCGCGCUCUAUAUCAAUUUUCUAUUAUUCCUAUGCAACAAAAUUAUUUGAGAGCUAUAAGAAUAUGCAAAAAUUAAUAAAUAUAUAUGGUAUUAUACAUAUCAAUAAACGCGCAUCAUUUUUAUGUGAACUUAGCAUAAUAUUCAUUUUUAAAAAAAUCAUUAUGUCAUUAUUUUCCCAAUUUGAAUAAGCAGGAUAUGUUAUCAAAAAAUAAAUCACUAUUUAUUUGAGGAGGGGCGAGGGUGCUAUGUGACCAAAACAUUUUAUAUAUAAUACUAUUUUAUAAAUCAUUGAUAAAUGCAAGUACAAAUAGUAUAAUGUAAUAUUAUAUAAUUUUUAAAAGAAAUAUAGUUUAUCACAAAUCGAACUUUAUUUACUUCAAAUUUAUUGUUAUUUUCAUUUUCAACAUAAUAGUUUUUUUUU
This is a messenger RNA of Gordionus sp. m RMFG-2023, 1765 nucleotides long. RefSeq lists its product as uncharacterized. The record is from RefSeq and is a predicted model, not a curated record. NCBI's taxonomy places the organism in Eukaryota, Metazoa, Nematomorpha, Gordioida, Chordodea, Parachordodidae. The transcript has 8 exons. Bases 229 to 1419 code for a protein of 396 amino acids.